UUAAAGAACAAGGCAGAAGAACAAAACUAGGGUUCCAUACAAAAAACCAUGCACCGUUCAGCAGCCAUUAGCUUGAAACACAAUCUUUUCAGCUACCAAAAGCAAACCCAAUUGGCCGAACGCGCUACGAAAUCUUGCGAUGUGUUUCUUAACCAUAGAGGAAUCGACACGAAGAGAACAAUCGUCUCUUUGCUUUACGAUCAUCUUUCUCUACUCAACUUGCGCCCUUUCUUAGAUAACAGGACCAUGAGACCUGGAGAUAAACUGUUUGAUAAAAUUGAUGGUGCAAUAAGGGGUUGUAAGGUUGGUGUUGCUGUGUUUUCACCUAAUUAUUGUGACUCCUACUUUUGCCUUCAUGAACUGGCCCUAAUCAUGGAGUCCAAUAAGAAGGUCAUUCCCAUAUUUUGUGACAUUAAACCCUCUCAGCUUUGUGUCGUGGACAAUGGGCAAUGUCCGCCGGAGAAGCUACAAAGUUUUAGGUUGGCUCUUGAAGAGGCUAGGAACACCGUAGGGUUGACAUACAGCUCGUCAAAAGGGAACAUGGCAGAUGUUGUAACAACUGCUGCAGAUAUUGUAAUCAACAGCCUGAUAGAGAUUGAGAACGAAAAGCGUUCCAUGCAGCGUCCAAAAACUCCAUUCCGUUUAUAAUUACGACUCACGCUAAUUAGUGAAGUUGUCAUCAUAACAUGAACUGAUGAUCCUUGAUUACUUUUGUUAAUUCAUAUUGCAAUAAAGUUAAUAUGGUAUACAACGAUUUUAAUUAUUAUUUCCGCAUUGUUUAAUUCUUUAUUUCUUGGUAACAGAACCCAAAGCUGAAGCUACGCGCUUGCUAAUUGACAUGUAAUUGUACUUUGCAUUCUUUUUAGUUGUAUACUUGUAUGUGUUACAAAUUUUUCAAUAAGA
Messenger RNA from Pyrus x bretschneideri (Chinese white pear), 903 nucleotides. RefSeq names its product TIR-only protein-like. The record is from RefSeq and is a predicted model, not a curated record. The transcript is spliced from 2 exons. The coding region runs from base 49 to 648 and encodes 199 amino acids. Gene Ontology annotation, biological process: signal transduction. NCBI's taxonomy places the organism in Eukaryota, Viridiplantae, Streptophyta, Magnoliopsida, Rosales, Rosaceae.